Sinocyclocheilus rhinocerous is the source of this 993-nucleotide messenger RNA. Its product is annotated as adenosine receptor A3-like. The record is from RefSeq and is a predicted model, not a curated record. The coding region runs from base 1 to 696 and encodes 231 amino acids. The transcript is spliced from 2 exons. Gene Ontology annotation, biological process: G protein-coupled adenosine receptor signaling pathway. Gene Ontology annotation, molecular function: G protein-coupled adenosine receptor activity. Gene Ontology annotation, cellular component: plasma membrane; dendrite; synapse. Lineage: Eukaryota; Metazoa; Chordata; Actinopteri; Cypriniformes; Cyprinidae.
AUGGACAGGGUGACGUACAGAGGAGCAGUCAAAAAGAAGCACUUGUGGGCCGCGGUCACUGUAUGUUGGCUCUCUGCUUUUAUACUAGGUCUCAUCCCCAUGUUCGGAUGGCACAACAAAAACACCACAACAGCUGAAAACUCCACUAUUACGUGUCGUUUCAUCAUGGUUAUAGACAUGUCCUACAUGGUCAACUUCAACUUCCUCGCUUGCAUCCUUACACCCACCAUCAUCAUGAUGAUCCUGUACUUGUUACUCUUCAAUAUGAUAUCCAAACAACUGAGAAAAGGAGUCGGGCGCCCCGUGGAGUCCAGGUCGUUUUACCGUAAGGAGCGGAAACUGGCCAAUUCUCUGGCUUUGGUUCUGGUUCUGUUUGUCGUUUGUUGGCUCCCGCUGCACAUAAUGAACGCGCUGGACUACUACACAAGUGCAGAAGUGCCCGUUGUCGCCUUUUACAUCGGCAUCCUCCUCUCUCACGCCAACUCCGCCGUUAACCCCAUAGUGUAUGCAUUCAAGGUCCCUAAGAUCAAGAUGGCAUAUAAAAGCAUCCUGAUGAAGCUGACAAGCUCGGAGCAGAUGGGAGAUCAGAGCAGCCAGACUUUGGAUAACAACGUCAGCAGCAACUCGAACAGCACCGCCAGGUGCAGCAUGAAAAUAAAACCACAGGUCGUUCUGAUCGCAAAUCAGGACGGUUAGCAUUAGUCUGCCAUCACGUACAAUAAGUACAAUAAGUAAGCCAGGCUAGAAGUCAAAAGUUUAAAAAAAUUAUCCAGCAGUGAAUUUGCAUAUGCCUAGCUUCUAAAUUAGAAUUUUUUUUUUUUUAACAGUUUUAACAUCCAAAAUACACUGUAAUUCUAGUGCUGUUAUAUUUGUACUAAACAAAAAAAUGUAAAACUGCACUGAGAUACCUAAAAACAAAGACCAACUGUAGAAUGAAGAGGCUGAACUGUUUUUCAUAAAUUUAUUUAUGACAUGGUAUAUAUGUAUACAAAU